GUAAACAUUCUUUUUUUUUUCUCAUAUUUCAGAAGUGCCUCAAAUUUCUCAUUUCCUCUUUUUAUUUCAUCCUUUUUUAUCUAUUCAUGCUGUAUAUUUGUCUCACAGUAUGGUGGUGAAACGUCAUGAGAAGGAACUGAAUUCAGUCAAAGAGAGUUUGACGGAGAUGAACACAUUUUACAAAUUGAGCCUCAGAAAAGCAGGUUUGGCUGCAAUGGAACAGUUUUAUAAAGAGAAACUCCAAGAAGAAAGGUAAACACAUUUCAAUGCAUAAAAGACUUAAAAAUGUUUCAAAUCCACAUCCAGGCUGUGGUGACAGUCAACUUUUAUUGUUUUAUUUAUGAUUUUAUUAACAGAAGCAUGUGUUUCUUCAGUCACAGUGACUUUCAUAAUAUUUGGCACAGAGAUACAUUAACGUAAUACCUUAAUGUUAGAGCACGACAAUGUGUCAGACACAGCGAUGAUAUUUAUAUCUAUUCAUGUUCAUAACUUAUUAUUAAAUGUGUUACCUGUAUGACUGCUUGCUGUCUUUAAUUUUGAUUUCUCCAGUUUUCCUCUUUAAGGAACUCCUCUGUUGGUGUGGCUGUAUGCUUGUGAACACUGAUAUUCCAAACAGUUAGUUUGGUGGAUUUAUUCCAAUUUUUAGAUUCAAAAUAGCUUCUUUGGCAACUAAGGAAUUCAAAAGUCAUGACAAAUUAUUAAUUCAUAGUUUUCAGAUGAUACACGAAAUUGGAACCACCUGGGGAACCAAAAAUACCCAAUACGGCAAUCGUGGCUCAAGAGUUGGGUGUUCGUCUUGUAAUAGGAAGGUUGCCGGCUCGAGCCCCGGCUCGGACAGUCUCAGUCGUUGUGUCCUUGGGCAAGACACUUCACCUACUGCCUGCUGGUUAUCAUUAAUUAUAUAUCUAAUAGUGGCAGGAGAGGUUGACAUUGCACUACAGGCUGGGAACUCUGAAAACAUGAACAACCCAGUGAAUGAAACCAGACUGAAAGAGAUGUAUAAAGAGCUGAGGAAGGACUGGACUAGAAUCAAGCCUUAUCAGCAGAAAGCUCACAGCACCCCAGAGAGAAUCAAAGCCUGGAUUCAGCGCAGCUUUCUGUGUGGGGCAGGGGAUAUGGAACAGAAGAAGAAACUGAUAGAGUUAGCGUUUACCCUAAAUGCAGACCACGCUCGAGCAUCUAAUAAGGUUCAUGAAUACACAAAGCUAACCCUUCACAACCUUCAGCUUGCUUUUUACUACAGUUUCAUAGACACUGCUGCUCAGGGGUUCCACGGACAGGAAGGUGAAAUUCAUGAUGCUAGCUUGAAUAACCUCCUCUCGAAGUGCCGCUGGCUGAGCGGUUUAUUGGCUUUGAACAACCCCCCUCUUCUGCCUGACUGGAUAAAUCAUCAUCCCGGGCAAGAUGUUUGGAACAUUUUCCCACAAGAGAUCACAGCUGAUUCUGCCAUGUCACUCUGCCAGGGCCACUCUGCAAAUGUCCUUAAAUGUCUUAGCCCAUUACAGGGCCCAGACAUGAACGAGAGUGAAGACCACUAGAACGAUCUUUGUAGAAGUAAGAGAACUCCAACGUAGCAGCUUCCCUCCCGCCUCUGCAUUUAAUGCAUACACUGAGUUUUUCUGUGUGUAGCUUCUUUUAACAAUAAAUCACAGUGAACAAGUAUC
Molecule: messenger RNA, 1664 nt
Organism: Oreochromis aureus
Lineage: Eukaryota; Metazoa; Chordata; Actinopteri; Cichliformes; Cichlidae
Product: putative golgin subfamily A member 6-like protein 19
Exons: 7
Coding region: 717-1538 (273 amino acids)
Source: RefSeq, a predicted model, not a curated record